AAGCUUCGCCCAAAGAAUUUUAGAGGGUGGGUGGGGAAGGAAAGACGCGGGAAUAUGGCGGACUGUUGGUUGGGUCCCUCUACCUCUCCCUCUUUCCAUUUGUGUAGUAGUAGUACUACUACUACUACGGCUAAGACCUCCCCUCUCUCUCUCUCCCAUUUUCCUUUCGGAUCUCUUUCUCCAAUGGCUACUCUUCGUUCUUCCUCACUCAACCAUUGCCGUUGCUCCUCUAACUCAAACCCUAACCAGCCUUCUUUGCUCGUCUUUUCUGGUGGGACUGCGUUUAACGGUUUGGUGGAAGAGCUUAAGAAUUUCACGACACGUGUCGCCCAUGUUCUUCCUGUUUCCGAUGAUGGAGGAAGCACCGCUGAGAUUGUUCGUGUCCUCGGUGGUCCGGCUGUUGGAGACAUAAGGUCGAGGUGUUUGAGGUUGUCGGAUCAAAGCAGUGCUGAGGCUCUUGCUGUCCGAAGAUUGCUUGGUCAUCGUUUACCACUUGAUGCCCCGUUGGCCAAAUCAGAAUGGUACGAUAUUGUGGAAGGACAACAUCUUCUGUGGAAUGGUGUAUCAAAGCCCUACAGGGAAACAAUUCGAGCUUUCCUGGCUUAUUUUCAGAACCAGAUUCUCCGGCGGUCUGAUGAAUCAUUUUGUUUUAGCAAUGGCAGCAUUGGGAAUUUCUUCUUUGCAGGAGCACGUAUAUUUUUUCAGUCUUUAGAUGCUGCAAUAUUUUUGUUCUCACGUGUUUCACAUAUUCCUUCUGAAAGUCUGGUCCUCCCAGUGAUUUCGACCAAUGACAGGCUUACAUUAGGAUGUGAAUUAUGGGAUGGGACUAUAAUAAGAGGUCAGAAUGAAAUUUCUCAUCCAACUUGUGGUUCCAUGGAGCCUAUUAAUAAGGAAAGAUCUUCAGUUCCAGCGCUUCCUUCAAGAAUAAAGCGGGUUUUCUACAUGUCAAGUGAGGGCAGUAAUUUGCUGCAUGAGGUCUUCCCCACAGCAAAUCCAGCUGUCCUGGACCAGUUGAGUAAAGUGGACUGCAUUGUUUAUGCUAUGGGAUCCCUUGGUACUUCCAUUUGUCCAUCAUUGGUAUUACUAGGCAUUGGGGAGAUCAUUUCUUCAAGGUCCUGCCGCAAGGUGCUUCUGCUGAAUAGUACACAUGACCGAGAAACGAGUGGCUUCUCUGCUUCUUGCUUUGUAACUGCCAUUACAGAUGCUCUAAAUCGAACAUAUGGGGAUCCUCAGAAUUGUCUAAAAAACCAUCCAAGUCAGUAUAUCAAUACACUUUUGGUGCCCAAAUACGGUGAAAUUCCUGUAGAUGAUCAAUGCUUGGCUGCCCAAGGAAUCUUUGAUGUGAUAAAUGUUGAUUCUAUACAUGAUCCAAAAGUUGGUGUAAUAUUUGACCCAAAGUCACUAAUACAAUCUCUUGCUGAUGUGGUAGCCACCCACAUGAGCGCAAAUGUUAAAGAGCUUAAUUGACCAUGCAAAUGAUUCUCAGGAGCAAGAGUAAUAGGUUAUGAUUUGAUUAUUGAAGCCUUCUAAUUGUUGGAUCAUUCUUCCUGAGGUGAAUUUGCCUCGCUUCUUGUGUUGGCUGUUAUAUGAACUUCAAUUCAAACAUGUUCAUGGGAUAUUAUGUAACAUUAUGGAUACCUCAAUUUAAUUUAUAGGUGGCAACUUUAAACUCAUCAAAAUAUCUUUGACGGUUGAUACCUCGCAGGCAGAUUUUCUAGAUGCUGUAACAUUUUUCAGUAUAUAUGUGUGUUCCUGUAGUUUGAUUUCCUGUAUGUAUGAAUAUUCCACUUGCUAACUUUUUAUUUAUCUUUUCAAUAUGUCAAAACAAAUUAAUUCCUUAUA
Messenger RNA from Quercus robur (English oak), 1842 nucleotides. RefSeq lists its product as uncharacterized. Bases 55 to 1467 code for a protein of 470 amino acids. NCBI's taxonomy places the organism in Eukaryota, Viridiplantae, Streptophyta, Magnoliopsida, Fagales, Fagaceae. The record is from RefSeq and is a predicted model, not a curated record. Gene Ontology annotation, molecular function: LPPG:FO 2-phospho-L-lactate transferase activity. The transcript has 14 exons.